Molecule: messenger RNA, 2007 nt
Organism: Fragaria vesca subsp. vesca
Lineage: Eukaryota; Viridiplantae; Streptophyta; Magnoliopsida; Rosales; Rosaceae
Exons: 1
Coding region: 1-2007 (668 amino acids)
Source: RefSeq, a predicted model, not a curated record
AUGUGCCCCAGAAAUGCAGAUAUUAACAUUCUGAAGUUGAAGGCAUUUCCAUUCUCACUGGAGGACAGGGCCAAGUCAUGGCUUAUUGAUCUACCAACUGGACAUAUUGACUCAUGGGAGAAGAUGAUGAGUGAGUUUCUGACCAAGUACUUUCCAGCGUCAAAGAUCACGGUGAUGAGGAAGCAGAUCACCGGAAUCCAGCAAGGACCCGAGGAAACUUUUUGCGCUUAUUAUGAAAGAUUCAAGGCCCUUGUUGCAACGUGCCCAUCCCACGGAUUCAAGGAGAACAACCUACUGCAAUACUUCUAUGAAGGACUUUCAUCUUUGGAGCGCCAGCUGCUGGACGCUGCAUCUAAGGGGUCCUUCCUUGACAAAACACCUAGAGAAGCAUGGACAUUGUUAGAUAAUCGUGUCCUGAAUGAUCAGCAAUAUGCUGGUGCAUUGGCAUCUUCUCGGAAGGUAAAUGAAGUAAAAUCGAGCACCACUCUUGAAAGCAAGAUUGAUGCAUUAUUAGCUCAUCUUGUUUCCGGGAAAAAUCAUGAGGUGAAAGCUUGUGGUGUGUGCUCAAAUCAAGGGCAUCCAACUGAUCAGUGCUCUCAAUUGUUUGAAAAUGGGGGAUGGGAAACUCUUAAUGUUGUUGGACAACAAAGAUACAAUCCUUUUUCCAACACCAACAAUCCUGGACUAAGGGAUCAUCCAAAUUUCCGUUGGAGCAAUACGGAGAAUGUCCAGAACCCACCCCAAUAUUCUGCAGGCCCAUUUCCACGUCCACAAGGCUUCUUUCAGAAGCCCCAGGUUCCUCAAAACUUUGCUUCUACUUCUAAUUCUAAUAAUGUUACUCCUUCUUCAUAUGAUAAGAUGCUUGAAGCCCUUUUUCAAGGGAAGCAAAAUUUAACAAAUUCUACUCAAGCUUUUGUGCAGGGUCAAACUAAUAAUACAAAGGAUAUAGCUGAGCUUAAGAACCAAGUGGGGAAAAUAGUGGAUUUCAUGGGAAAAAUUUCUGAAAGUGGAAAGCUUCCACCAAGCACCGUUCCAAACCCAAACUCAAAUUUUGAGUCUGCAAAAAUAGUAGCAACAAGGAGUGGACGUGUGUUUAAUGAGGUUCCAAAGAAAAUCCAAAAGAAGACACAAGGUGAGGACGAUGGAGUUGAAAUGACCAAGAAUGAUUUGGAGGCAGAUCCUGCCACUUCCAAAAUUGAAGCAAAACUGCCCCAACCAACUGAACCACAAAAAGGUAAUGAUUCUAACUUUCAAAGUUCAGUUAUUACUAACCCUCCCUAUGCACAUGUGCCAUUUCCAAGCAGGUUUCAAAAAUCAAAGAAAGAAGAAUCUGAUCAAGCCAUCUUGGAAGUUUUUAAGAAAGUGCAAGUGAACUUGCCCUUGAUUGACUGCAUUAUUCAAGUUCUCAAAUAUGCAAAAUUUUUGAAGGAGUUGUGCACCACAAGGAGGCAAACAAGAGAGAAAGAAGUUGUGAAAAUGAGUGAGACUGUUUUUGCAGUUCUCCAAAGGAAACUACCACACAAGCUAAAGGAUCCAGGGAGUUUUUCUAUCCCUUGUUUAAUUGGUGAUACUAGUUUUGACAGUGUCAUGCUUGAUCUAGGUGCAUCCAUUAAUAUUAUGCCAUAUAGCUUAUAUGCAUCUAUGGACUUAGGUGAACUGAAGAAAGACAAUGUCAUAAUUCAAUUGGCAGAUAGGUCUAACAAGUAUCCUAAGGGAUAUGUUGAGUAUUUUCUUGUGCAUGUUAAUCACUUGAUUUUCCCUGCAGAUUUCUACAUCAUUGAUACGGAAGACUCACCCUCUAGUUCAACUCCUAUACUUUUAGGGCGUCCUUUCAUGAGAACUGCAAGAACAAAGAUUGAUGUGCAUGCUGGCACAUUGACAAUGGAGUUUGAUGGAGAAGUUAUUGGAUUCAACAUCUUUGAAGCCAUGAGGUAUCCUUUAUCUGAGCUUAAACCAUGCUAUUCUAUUGAUAUCGUUGACUCUCUUGCGCAGAAUUUCCUAAAUUAA